GGGGGGAGUUGCUGCACAGUAUAUAUAUCCACCCGGGAGUGACCAAGAAGGCAGCAGAUUCAUCCAAGGAACAGCUUUACCCGCAUCUCACCGACACAAAUCAUGGGUGACGCAAACAAGGGCAAGAAGAUCUUUGUACAGAGGUGUGCGCAGUGUCACACUGUGGAGGCUGGCGGCAAGCACAAGACUGGCCCUAACCUUAGUGGUCUUGUUGGCCGCCAGACUGGACAAGCUCCGGGUUAUGUGUACACCGACGCCAACAAAGCCAAGGGUAUUACUUGGAAUACUGAGACUUUAGAUGUUUACCUUACCAACCCAAAGAAGUAUAUCCCAGGUACCAAGAUGGUGUUCGCCGGCCUCAAGAAGAAGAACGAACGCGCUGACUUGAUCGCCUACCUGGAGGAGUCCACCAAGUAAUGCUGGUCUUCUAUUUGAUCUCACCAACUGUGUUUGAAAAUUCUGUUCGCGUAGCCUAGGACCAAGGGCCACUGUCCGCCCGCCCACCAGCUGAGGUAGGGCGUACGGCGGUGACACUAGGGGGGGGGGGGGCGCUUCAGUCUCACUUGCUCAUUAACCUCUACUGCCCCUCUGAUGCUGGGCCUUUACCACGAGGAUUCAGGGCGCAAUGUAUCCCCGUGAAAGCUUGGCAGGUAGAUGUGCGGGAGUAAGUGAUGUGGAGAGUGAGCCGACAGGCCUCCCCCUGCUGCUGAUCAUCAUCAUGUGUAUAAAUCAUGUUAAAUCACCUCGUUAUCAUCGUUCAUCCGGAUGGGUUCUUGAAGUCACUCAACGAAAUAAACAAUAUAUUUAGU
Molecule: messenger RNA, 809 nt
Organism: Homarus americanus (American lobster)
Lineage: Eukaryota; Metazoa; Arthropoda; Malacostraca; Decapoda; Nephropidae
Product: cytochrome c
Exons: 2
Coding region: 103-417 (104 amino acids)
Biological process (GO): mitochondrial electron transport, cytochrome c to oxygen; mitochondrial electron transport, ubiquinol to cytochrome c
Cellular component (GO): mitochondrial intermembrane space
Molecular function (GO): electron transfer activity; heme binding
Source: RefSeq, a predicted model, not a curated record